UUUCUUCAUCAUUUGAUCAUCUUAAUUCACUUCAUUUCCAUCUUCUAUCUAGCUACGUACCUAGCUCACUUUGUUCUCUCUUUCUUUUUUUUUGACAUUCUACUCUAGUUGAUCAUAAUGUGGAUGGCAGCCCAUCACAUUCCCACCAGCACCACCACUACUAUCACCCCCGCCACGAACACCCCCCUUAACAAAAUCAAUAAGCAAACUAGUGGACAUCAAAAGAAGGAAGAAUUAGAAAGAGAGGUGUCGACGCUUCAAAAGAUGCUAGACCACGAAGAAAAAGUUGGGGAGCUUCUUAAGCGCACGUACCAACAACAAGACCAUUCCGCCCUUCAUAUCCCAAAUUCACUUCCUCUAAAGAUGAAGGAGUUAUUGACAGAACUAGCCAUGGUUGAGAACGAAAUAACAAGACUAGAAAGCCAAAUCAGUCAUCUUCAAACUGACUUAGACCGAGAGAAAGAAGCCACAAGAGAAACUAAACUGAAACAAGGGCAAUUUCGUCGAAUUUCCAAUAGUCCUCUUGCUCCAACGACACCCUUAAUGUUGCCAAAAACUAAGGGAUCAUAUGGUGAAAAACUGUCGUUUGAGACCAAGGCAAUGCACUUCAUUAGUAAAGCCAUAAAGGGUGAUUAUAGUCUUAGAGACUUCAAUUUACAUGAAAAAUCAAAAACAAAAAACGUAUCAUUCUGUCAUGAUGUGAAAGAAAAUCGGCAGAAUGAUGAUCAGGAACUUGGGGUUCGUGAUCGAACCCCCAAAAGAACUGGGAUUCUGAAACCACCCUCACCUGCAAGAGAUACAAGGCAUGUAACUCCUAAGAGAGAUCGCAAUGUACCCGUAUCUUCAGAGUCCUCAUCACAGUCUGAGGAAGAUAACAUAUUAAAGUGGUCACCAAACAAGCUUUCCGAAAACAUAAUGAAAUGUUUGAUCUUUAUUUUCACGAGACUCUUGAGGACGUCGAGAACAAUGGAGAUAGAGAAAUCCGGGCCCAUUUCUAGAUCAGCCAACUUUUCAAUGAGCUUCAGGGCUGAACCCUGCUUAAACUCAAAGGCAAGCCAGCUGCUUCAAAAGGAGUCUAGACAACAAGACCCUUAUGGGAUCUUUAACCAGGAGGACUCAAUUCCUAGAGACAUUGGCUGCUACAAGAACUUAGUGAAAUUCACAUCAACUUCAUUGGACCCUAAAUGCAUUUCGAGUUCAAGUUACAUUCCAUUGCUACAAAAGUUGAGGACUUACAUGAAUGGGCUACAAAAAGUGGAUUUAAAGUUUUUGUCUUCACAACAGAAAUUGGCAUUCUGGAUCAACAUGUACAAUGCUUGUAUAAUGCAUGGGUUUCUUCAAUACGGAGUUCCUUCUAAUCCUGAGAAACUACUCACACUCAUGAACAAGGCGACCCUGAAGAUUGGAGGCAACACAAUAAACGCUCAAGCUAUCGAACAUGUCAUAUUGAGAAGGCAAGAAACCUCAAUCUUAGAAAAGGUCUAUGGGAAGGCGGAUAGAGAUGAUAAAGAAGCCAUCUUUCGCAAACUUCAUGGACUAGAAUCAAUGGAUCCCAAUGUAACAUUCGCAUUGUGUUGUGGCACACGCUCUUCUCCUGCGGUGAGAGUAUAUACAGGUGAUGGAGUUGUGAAUGAAUUGGAAAGAGCAAAGUUAGAAUACCUACAAGCGUCAAUAAUUGUAACAAGUGCCAAGAAAAUAGGACUUCCAGAGCUUUUGCUUAGAAACAUGAAUGAUUUUGCACAAGAUUUGGAAACAUUGGUGGAAUGGUUGUGUCAACAAUUACCAACUUCUGGUUCAUUAAGGAAAUCAAUGGUGGAUUGCUUUAGGGGAGUAAAUAAUGCAAAGGUUUCAUCCAUUGUAGAGAAGCUACCAUAUGAAUUUGAGUUCCAAUAUUUGUUGCCAAUGUAGUCAUUUUAUUUUUGCAUAUAUAUUCUCUGUAUAUUGUUUUGUGUAUA
This is a messenger RNA of Erigeron canadensis, 1955 nucleotides long. RefSeq lists its product as uncharacterized. The transcript is spliced from 10 exons. The coding region runs from base 118 to 1908 and encodes 596 amino acids. The record is from RefSeq and is a predicted model, not a curated record. NCBI's taxonomy places the organism in Eukaryota, Viridiplantae, Streptophyta, Magnoliopsida, Asterales, Asteraceae.